UUGAUGAUCCCGUCAUGCGUGAGCUUUUUACCAAGUCUCGACUGCCGCUGGAGACCAUUCAGAGAGUGUGGAAGCUGUGUGACAUCGAGAAAACUCGUGAACUAGAUCGAGACGAGUUUGUGAUGGCAUUACACAUGUGCCGUAUACUCGCACACCACACGGGAAGCACUGUGCCUCAUGUUCUCCCUACUAGUAUCGUCCCCCGCGACAAAAGGAAGCAGAUCUUAUCACGACGCGAACAACAACAACAGCACCAGCAGCAACACCAGCAACAGGCAGGUCGUUUACCACCCUCCGCCCACUUCUCCUCAACCAAGAGCGCGGAGGAGAGGGCCCUAGUGUACGAGCCGUCUAAUAUCCAAUUUCAU
Sphaeroforma arctica JP610 is the source of this 368-nucleotide messenger RNA. RefSeq lists its product as hypothetical. The transcript has 3 exons. NCBI's taxonomy places the organism in Eukaryota, Ichthyosporea, Ichthyophonida. The record is from RefSeq and is a predicted model, not a curated record. Gene Ontology annotation, molecular function: protein binding; calcium ion binding. The annotation marks the transcript as partial. Gene Ontology annotation, cellular component: plasma membrane; cytoplasm. Gene Ontology annotation, biological process: endocytosis; endosomal transport.